Penicillium alfredii is the source of this 543-nucleotide messenger RNA. Its product is annotated as C40 family peptidase. The coding region runs from base 1 to 543 and encodes 180 amino acids. The transcript is spliced from 3 exons. Lineage: Eukaryota; Fungi; Ascomycota; Eurotiomycetes; Eurotiales; Aspergillaceae. The record is from RefSeq and is a predicted model, not a curated record.
AUGAAGUUCUUCGCCGCCGCUCUCCUGACCAGCCUGGUCUCCGGUGCCAUUGCCGCCCCAUCAAACAACACGGCCUCGGACGUCGGCCAAAAGAUCCUUUCGACCGCCAUGACGGCCAAGGACACUCCCUACGCCUGGGGUGGUGGCUCCUGCAAAGGUCCCAGUCAUGACCAGCCCCCUUACCAGUACGGCGAUGUGGGCUACGACUGCUCAGGACUGGUGUGCUGGGCCGUCUGCAAGGUGACGGGCCGGGACCUGUUCAGCGAGGAGCUGCGCGUCACGUCGUCCAUGUACUGUGCUUCGGAGAAGAAGUUGGGGUACAAGAAAUACCCCUACUCGCAGCGCAAGGCCGGAGACGCCGUUUUCUUUGGUGGCAAAUGUGACUGCAAGGACACCGAAAGCAUCCACCAUGUUGGGCUGAUGAUGGACUCGGGCGAUCGUAUGUGGAAUGCUCCUAACGAUCGCGUCAACAAGGUCCAGGAGAAUAGCAUCAAGGGGUUCGGGGAGCAGCCGUGUCCCUACGUUAUUCGCUUCACCCAGUAA